GAAUGGUAGUCCGGCGUGAUUAGAGCAGUUUUCACUUAAAAGCAUUUCUGUUGGCUUCCGGGUGGUGUUAAAAGUGAACUAGAACAGUUGCUACGAGUUGCCGUCAAACGAAGACCCAAAAAUGAGCAGCAGAAAGAAGUCCACCAGCACGGAAGAAUCAAGUUCUGGCUCAACUUCCGAUUCUUCCUCAUCCAGCGGCAGUUCAAGCGGGUCCGGCUCAGGAAGUAGCAGCUCUGAUAGUGAGUCAUCAAGCUCUGUUGAUGAGAAAACUACUCGCGGAAGUCCUCGUCCAAAUGAUACAUCAACCACAUCCAAUAGUGGCACAAAGGCUGGUUCCGCUCCAGAUAAAGUUUUACGUCGCCGAAGUUCAGAUAUUCGGCAAAAUAAAUCAGACGAGAAAGCCCAUACAAAUCAAAAGGCGAAAUCUAACGUUGCGAAUCGUGGUCAGCGCUUAUCUAAAAGUAGCGUGUAUUCAAGCGAUGAUGAACCAUCACCGGCUAAGAAACCAGCUCCUCGACCUAAUCUUUCGACAGAUCGACGUAAGAUCACAGAAACACGACGAUCUACGCAUGGUGCCCCUGCUCCGCCUCCACCAAUUACUGGAGGGAAGGCACCACCAGCUAUUGUUAAGCAGCAGCAGCAACAAAAUUUAGCCAAAAAUGCUGCAGCUCGUCGAGCAUCCAAUAAUCGGCCGCCUUCUCCCAAGUCAAGUAACAAAAGCAUAUUCUCACCCGAGAAUUCGUCUGAUUCGGAUGAAAAGAGACCAGCUAAAGGAGGAAAUAAAAGCGUCGCGGCAAAAACCAAGCCACCCCCGAAAACUCGCCCCGGAAUCGUUCCACAGAAGAAAGCGGCACCUGUUAAAAAGGAUGACUCUAAAAGUAGCGAUUCGUCUGAGUCUACAUCGUCCUCUGAUCAUUCUUCAUCGUCAAGUGGCUCAGAAGAUUCGGAUUCCAGUGAUGGUGAUUCAUCGCCACCUGCAAAAAGACCACCUCCACCUCCUAGAAAGGCGAACCCGAAAACUGGAAAGGUUGAUCCUGGAAAGACAGUGGUCCUUUCUGAUUCUGAAGCCGAGCAGCCGCCGACAGUAACACGGAAAUUUACCCGAUCGGCAAGUACCCGGAAGUCAAAACAUUUAACUGGAAAGGCUUCCGAUAGCGACUCUGAUCCGGAAACAGACAAGCGAUCAAAUUCAAGGAGUCCUGUAAAGAGAGCGCCAAUAACUACAACAAAAUCUAAAGCAAAUGCCAAACGCGAUAAUAAAGUACUAACAACGCCCUUACCAUUGGCUACCCCUCCUGUACCCGAAGAACAAAAAUGUCCUGUUAUGGGAUGCGAUUCGUCUGGUCAUCUGAACGGAAAUCUUGACAAACAUUUUCUCCCCGAAGCAUGUCCAAUUUUUCAUAAUAUAACUUCUGCCGAUGCUAAAGCCCGAGCGGCUGAUCGGAAGUUGCGCGAAGAAGAACGCAAGAAGAUGUUUGCCACUAUCGAUCCGACGAGGAAAAUUCAAACGUCUGAGCAACGUAUAUAUCAGCAGAAGAUCCGUGAGAUUAGAGAAAGUUUUAAGCCGUCCACACCAACACCGCCAGGAGCGAUGGGACCGGGUGGAUCAUCUUUGAAUAAUGACAAAACGAAGAAGGACGACAAGGAAGAGCCAGAGCGCGAACCGAAGGUAGAGGGACUGGUUCCCGAAUAUGAUCUGCAGUUAUUCCGCGAUGCACAAGCGAUUGCCAGCGAGAAAAUGGAGAAGGAAAUUAAGGACUUGCCAGUUGGCAAAGGGACGAAGUACAUUGUCAUGGGUAAAUAUCAGAUGAAGGUCUGGUAUCAAUCUCCGUAUCCCGAUGAUGCGGCACGAUUGCCGAAAAUGUACAUUUGCGAAUUCUGCUUGCGCUAUCAGAAAUCGGAAGUUGGAAUAAAGAGGCAUUCUGCGAAGUGCGUUUGGCGGCAUCCACCUGGAGAUGAAAUUUAUCGGAAGAGCAAAUUACAAGUAUGGCAAGUGGAUGGAAAGCGACACAAGCAAUAUUGUCAGCAUUUGUGUCUAUUGGCGAAGUUCUUUUUGGAUCACAAGACAUUGUACUAUGAUGUUGAGCCGUUUCUGUUUUACGUCAUGACGCUGGUGGACUCAGAAGGAUGUCAUAUCGUUGGAUAUUUUAGUAAGGAAAAAAAUUCCUUUCUCAACUACAAUGUGUCGUGUAUUCUAACGCUGCCACCGUAUCAACGAAAGGGCUAUGGAAGGCUGUUGAUUGAUUUCAGCUACCUUCUGACACGCGUCGAAGGAAAAGUCGGUUCACCAGAAAAACCACUUUCCGACUUGGGAUUAAUUUCAUAUCGAUCGUACUGGAAGGAUGUGCUGCUAGACUAUCUUUGCCGCAGAAGUGGUACUACAUUAAGUAUCAAAGAUAUUUCGCAGGAAAUGGCAAUUUUCUCUUAUGAUAUUGUUAGUACCCUUCAAGCGCUUGGGAUGAUGAAAUAUUGGAAAGGAAAACAUAUUGUUCUGAAAAAGCAGGAUGUCCUAGAAGAGUACGAGGAACGAGUAAAACGACGCGGAAAUUUUCCAAGCAUUGAUCCUACAUGCCUGAGGUGGAAACCUUUUGUACCACCACAAGCGUCUGAUACAGCAUAGUGUUAUGCAGACGGAAAUGGAAAAAAGGAACGUCUCCAGCCACCACAAAUAGUACCCCCAUCCGUUUAACUACUGCAUCUUCUGCACGAGAACCAAUAACCUGUUUCAUAAUAGUAAAUCUAAUGAUGGGAGCCACGAAAACGAAAGCAAUAUCGGUAAGAAGGAGGAAAAGCAUGAAGACUCCCAAUAUACUAGCAUUGUAGCAAGGAUAUAAGCGGAACCAGCACGAGGAGUGUUUCUCGUCCUUUUCUAGCAUCUUAAGGAAACAGAAUCUUCGAGGAACUUUUAAAGUGUGCACGUCAAAUCCAAGAAGCUCGGAAGGAUUUUCUUUCAUUAUUGCAAUACGAAUUGAUUCAUCGCCCACUAUCCUACCCCAAUCCGUCAUCCUUUUUCCCGCAUCCUAUCAUACAACUCUCUCUUUACUCAUCGGCAUUUUCGUUAUCCUCUUAUUUCUCUAUCACACAUCUAUCAGCCUCACAGCUUCUUAAACUUCCUUUCAUACUAACGCGAAUUUUCCCUAACCAUUCAUUCCUACCCUGCUAGCUCCUUUAAGCCAAUUCUUCCUUCCUAGUCGCCCCUGAAACGAAGUCCUGUCACUACCCCCUUUACCUGUCCUAAUAUGGGUGUUUGGGUGUCCUCUUGCAUCAGAAUUGUGCAGCAUCCUGGAAGUGUCAGGUGUGGGCCCCACUCUACUCCCAGCGCAUAGUAAUUCGUUUGAUUUCCCCUCAGUAGUAGAAGCAUCCCUUAUUUCUUAAGAAUGCAACGACAGCGCGCGACGUUGACUUUCUUAUCGAAUUUAAAACAUUGGCGAGACAUUUGGCUUGCUCCUGAGAGCUUCUCCGGUUCCUUGGGUAUAUUCCUUGAUUUGAUGUUUGUAAGAUUAUUGGGGGAUUGAGAUUGGUUCCUUUGCAAGAUGAUUUCAUCCCUUCCAGACGAUUACUAUAUACAUUAGUAUAGAUACAUUUAUGUAAACGUUUUAAAUGUAAUUAAUAUUUUUAUCAUGUAUUGUGCGUAAAUGUUAAGUAGGAAAAUAUUUUACUUUAUUUUAGAUUUAUAAGAAAAUCAAAGAUACAGGAUAUCAUUGAUAUGAGGGAUCUAAUCUGUUUUUAAAAUUUUUUUACGAUUAGUUAAAUUUUACAAACCAGUUUUCUGGUAACACAGGAUCAUUUUGGAAAAAGAAAACAGAAGGCGAAAAGAAUGCCUUCUGUUAAUUUUAUAAUUCUUUUUGGGCUAUAUAUUUAGAAAACCAACGAUUUAGAUUGAGGUUAAUUUUUUAAUUUUCAGCAAAAAGGAUUUAGAUCUGACAAAAAAAAAUUAAAAAAAAAAAAUCUAUUUUAUUGAAAAGGGGUGUAGGUUUCAUUUGUCACUUUAAAAGGCCAUUUAAAUUAGCUCCAUUUUUAGAGCUUCUCCAAUACGCAAAACGAUUGAAGCUUUUUAAUCACACUUGUAUCUAAAUUAUCUUAAUUCCUGGAGGUUUUCCCAAUAUGCUCUGCAAAUUCAGUUUAAAUCUGGCAAUUCAAAUUGUAAAUUAUACAAAAAUUUAGAUGAUUUUUAUUCUAAUUUUCUUUUUAUUUAUAAAUAAGUUAUAAAUUUUAAAUUACGUGUUUUCUAGUAAAUAUAAAGUUUUUUUUAUAUUUUUUAAUAUAUAAGACUAUAAUUUUUAAAUAAUUAUUGUAAAAUUAUAUUUAUAAAAAUAUUUGUGCCGUCAAUUCGAUGUGUACUUGAUAAGCUCAUUCAUCACUGUCCUAAAAUACAUUUUUAAAUUUAAAUAAAAUAUUUU
Messenger RNA from Hermetia illucens (black soldier fly), 4400 nucleotides. It is a transcript of the gene chm, whose product is annotated as histone acetyltransferase KAT7. Gene Ontology annotation, molecular function: zinc ion binding; histone acetyltransferase activity. The transcript has 7 exons. Gene Ontology annotation, biological process: regulation of DNA-templated transcription. The coding region runs from base 122 to 2620 and encodes 832 amino acids. Lineage: Eukaryota; Metazoa; Arthropoda; Insecta; Diptera; Stratiomyidae. The record is from RefSeq and is a predicted model, not a curated record. Gene Ontology annotation, cellular component: nucleus.